GAAAUAACUGCAGCUUCUUCUGAUACCGGUAGAUCACGUGAUAGAGUGAAACCGACACCAUUUGGUACGACCGCCAUGCAACCAGACAAAGGCACUAUAUAAUCCUAAUAAUACAGUUUGUCCCAGGGAAUAUCCCGAUAUACUGACAUCAUGUCGACACCGAAAGGCAACAGAAUGAUUUGGAAGUUGACACCCGACAUUAUCAAGAAGUCGGCUGAUGAACUCAUGUCCAAAACCAAAGCUGCUUACAACGGCGUGGGGGCACUAUCACCAGAUGCUGUAACCUAUAACAAUGUUGUGAAGGUACUUGCUGAUAAUGAUUGUGAAUAUGAAGUGAAGCGGAACAACCUGACCUUCCUGCAGCUUGUAUCUCCCGAGAAAGAGCUCAGGGACGCCAGUGUAGAAAUUGACAAAAAACUCUCUGAAUUUGACGUGGAAAUGAGUAUGAGGCAAGAUGUUUAUGAUGCACUUGUUGCUUUUGAGAAAAAAAUCCCAUCAGAAGAAUCAACAGAAUCCAGGAGAUAUGUAGAAAGAAUGAUCAAGAUCGGCAGACGAAACGGUCUCCACCUGUCCACAGAAAAACAGCAAAUGAUUAAAGAAAUCAAGAAGAGAAUGAGUGAUCUGUGCAUCGACUUCAGUAAAAACCUCAACGAAGAAAACACGGUUCUUACCUUCACAGUUGAGGAACUCGUCGGACUUCCUGUAGAUUUCCUUAAAUCUCUUGAAAAGAAUGAAGAUGGCAAACUGAAAGUGACGUUGAAGUACCCGCAUUAUUUCCCUUGCAUGAAGAAAGUGAGAAACCCAGAGACAAGAAAGAAACUAGAGACAGCAUUCAACUCCAGGUAUCCACGAUGUCUUCAUCCAAAUACAUCCAUUUUGGAGGAACUGGUAGAGCUUAGAAGUCAGAAUGCAAAUAUUUUGGGGUUCCCCACCCAUGCAGAUUUUAUCCUCGAAAUGAGAAUGGCCAAAGAUCCCAAGAACGUGAAAACAUUCCUUGUGGAUCUAGCUCAAAAACUCCGUCCUCUACAAAGUCAAGAGGUCAAAGUCUUCCUCAACUAUAAACAAGAGGAGUGUGAGAAGUACGGGUAUGAAUUUGAUGGGAAGAUUAACUGGUGGGACUUACGAUACUACAUGACGAUAGCAGAAGAAUGUCAGUAUGAAGUAGAUUCGAACCUCCUAAAAGAGUACUUCCCAAUAGAAGUUGUGACUGUUGGAUUGCUGAACAUUUACCAGGAGCUGCUAAAUCUCAAGUUUACUCAGGUGAAAGAUGCUGAAGUUUGGCAUCCCGAGGUCACCUUGUACGGUGUUGAGGACAAAGAGUCAUCCAACCUCCUGGGCUAUUUUUAUCUUGAUCUUCAUCCUCGGGAGGGUAAAUUUGGACAUGCUGCAUGUUUCGGACUUCAGCCAGGAUGCCUGCAGUCGGACGGAACGAGACAGAUUUCUGUGGCAGCAAUGCUCGCUAAUUUUACCAAGUCAACAAAAGACAGACCAGCCCUUCUAAGUCACGAUGAGGUGAAGACGUACUUCCAUGAGUUUGGUCAUGUCAUGCACGAGAUUUGUUCUCAGGCUGAAUUUUCUCUGUUCCGGGGUACCAAUGUGGAAGUGGAUUUUCUAGAAGCUCCGUCCCAGAUGUUAGAGAACUGGUGCUGGGAGAAAGAGCCGCUCAGGAGAAUGUCCAAACAUUACAAAACGGGGGAACCGAUUCCGGACGACCUUUUGGAGAAACUGAUCAAGAGCCGGAUCGCCAACGCCGGGAUGUUCAACCUUCGCAAAAUUCUUCUAGGAAUGUUUGAUCAAACCAUACACACCAACAGCAAGGCUGACACGGCCAAACUGUUCUCGGAGCUCUCAGAAAAAUACCUAGGAUUCACGUCCACAGAAGGAACAAAUAUGCCUGCCUCGUUUGGCCAUCUGGCGGCGGGAUAUGAUGCCCAGUUUUAUGGAUACCUGUGGAGUGAAGUGUUCUGUAUGGACAUGUUUUAUACCCGUUUUAAGAAGGAGGGCAUCAUGAGUCCAAAAGUGGGCGGGGACUACAGAAGAUGUAUACUGCAGCCGGGGGCAUCCAAAGUAAGACAUUUUAAAAGAUGUACCCUCGUAUAUCAGACCUUAAUGUUUUCAAAAACCCAGGUGAAAAUGCAUGCUCCUGUACACAAAAUAUGAAAAUAAUGUUGGACUUCAUGUGCUCUUUUCUCAUAGUGACGUCACUCGGUACCAGUGUCUGUAUAUUUCAGUGAUGUUUGUUACCGUAAUUUUUUUUUCCAGAAUUGACUUUGUCAAAUGAACAAGUGAAGAUAUUGAACAGUGAUCAAUCUCAUAAAUCCUACAAAGAAUAAAAAAUAAUGAGAAGGGCAAACACGGAUCCCUGGACAUAUCAGAGAUGGGAUCAGGUGCCUAGGUGGACUAAACAUCCCCUGUUGACCGGUCACACAUCCGCUGUGAGCCGUAUAUCUUGAUCUAGGUAAACGGAGUGAUCCGUAGUCAAAAUCAGUAUAUAAAAACGGUCUAACAAUCGGUAUGAAACACGUCAGACAGCAUGUCAGCCAGUGAUAGGUUGUAUUUGCAAAAUAGAUUGUUAUAACGACAAUAGAAUUUGCGAAAUGCUAACUUUAAGCGAGACUGUUGAAACUCCUAUAACUUCAACGUACAUGUCAUUAGUCUAUCUCGAUUUAUAUUUGAUGAUAUGCAGAACAUGCUCUCGCGUCUUGAAUCAGUUGUGAGACAUAAACACCACAUGUAGGUGAUGAUGGAAUAUUGCUACACAAUAUGGGGAAUUGACGAUGAAGAAGCUGAAGUCAUUUCGUUUGUCAUAUUCUUAUGUCGUUUGGUUGUUGUUGAUAUCUAUGUUCAAUGAAAUAUCCAAAUAUGAAGCAGAUAUGGAAUACUCUAUGGUGUCUUUUAUUUCUAGUUACUGGGGUAUAUUGAAUCUACAUACAUGUAUGAAUGAAAUGAGUAUUGUUAAUAGAUAAAAUAUCGUCAAUAGGUCUAAAUGUCGAGUUGAGGGCCACGGCAAGAGAUUUUUUUUUUCUUUUCAUGUAGAAGCGUUUGAAUAAAUUCUGUCUCAUAUGAAUACAAAAUCAGGUCAGCUAAUAAUGGAACACAAUUUGUGUCAUGGGAACUCCAAAAUAUUCUUGCAAGACCUGAUCACCAAAGACUACAUAAAUGAGAGGCGAAGAUAGCGAACAGUGAUCAAUCUCAUAACUCCUAUAAUAUGAUAUUGUCAAUGAGGAACUCCAUCAUCUUUUCAUAUCAACUCCAGAGUACUUGAGCGCAGAAUCAGAGUGGUGUUUAAAACGUACUUUUUGAAUGACUGAUCACAAGAUAUGAAUAUUUCCGCGUUCCAUUAUCUUAAUUAAAGACAGCUGUUUAUGAUUGUCAGUUGUUUUGGUCUUUAAUUUAUCGUGAGGAAUGGUCUUAUGAAAUGUUGAAAAUUCGUACGUUUUGAUGUUGAUGUGGGAAAAGUUUUGUGAUUUAAAAUUUACUAAACGUUCUUUGAAUUGUUUGAGAAUCCACAUUAGAGUUAAUGUUGUAACAUGAUACGUCUAAAGUUUCCCCUUCACAACAGUUAUUAUAGUAGAUAUAGGGGCUUGGUAGAACAUUUACUGGAUCCAGCAAUAUAUAUCUGUUUGUAAGAGCUUUUGUGUAGUUUUGGAAUCCAGUUCAGAUACGGUAAUUCACAUUCAUUCGGGAUAUCAAAUGUGUUUAAAACUGAAACAUGAUUUUGAAGAAUUUCGUCUUUGGAAAGGGAACUUGGAGUAUAUGCUGGAUUACCAAAUGCGAAACUAAAGCUAAGUUCGUUUAAAAUAAGUUGAAAUAAUGAGCCUUACAAAAACAAUGUUGACACAAGUUAAAUAUCAUUUCAGGAUGCUGCUGACAUGUUACGUAACUUCUUGGGUCGUGACCCAACACCGGAAGCUUUCUUGACUAGCAAGGGACUUAAUUCAAACGUAUAAAAUACAACUUUUACUGACACUUGUGAUGCCUUAUGCAAGAGAUGCACCAGGGAUUACUAAACAUAUGAGAAAGAGACAAUCAAAAGAGCGAAAAUUCCAUGAUUGGAAUGACUUAACAUGCUCGAUUUUGCGUUAUUUAUGCUUUUGCUUUUUACUUUGACUUUUGUGUUGCUUUAUGGUCUAUUUGUUGGGGAUUACCUAUUAAUCAGUUAGCCUUAUACCGUAAAAGCAUUGAAUUUAUUAUUGGUUAUUCCAUGUUAAGCCUUUAGAAGCUAUCAAGACCAGUCAUCUUUUGCAUAUUCAUGAAUGCUUUCAUCAUUACACAGAUCUUUGCAUUGUUAGUUAUCAGUAGUAGAUGGUGCUGCAGUGAUAGGUGUCUUCAUAUUCAUCAGCAGGAAUUUUUAGAAGAAACUGGAAACCAGACUGCUUACCUGUUUUGUAUGAAAAAGGGCCAGAAAAGGAUUUAAGAAAUAAAUAAAACACAUAACGGUUUCUUUUCAAUGUAUCAGCUCAGUAUGAAUAUUCAUGACAAGCUGGAUUCCUAUUCAAACUGAUAUUUUUUUUAAUAUUACAAUGUAUUCAGAGAGUUGUGAUGUUGCUUGCUGCUUGGUGAUAGGGAUGCAUGUCAUACUAAAUAAAAUAUUAUUUUGACAAACAA
This is a messenger RNA of Ostrea edulis (European flat oyster), 4608 nucleotides long. Its product is annotated as thimet oligopeptidase-like. The transcript has 17 exons. Gene Ontology annotation, molecular function: metalloendopeptidase activity. The record is from RefSeq and is a predicted model, not a curated record. Gene Ontology annotation, cellular component: mitochondrial intermembrane space. Bases 151 to 2160 code for a protein of 669 amino acids. Gene Ontology annotation, biological process: peptide metabolic process; proteolysis. NCBI's taxonomy places the organism in Eukaryota, Metazoa, Mollusca, Bivalvia, Ostreida, Ostreidae.